AUGCCUUGUCUGGAGGAUGAGAUGUGUCGAGGGAGCGCUUCUAGAGGUGGUUUUGCGAAAGAGUCGACGGUCGAGCAGGAGAAGAAGCGAGGAAGAAGAGGAAGAAGCGAGGUUGAAGUCAAGAUCGUGCAAGAAGGACUACCAUCUCGAAAACACGAAAAAGACGCGAAAGAUGAAGAAGACAUGGUCGAUGAUCCAAGGGAUAGGGACGAGAUGAACUUGGACAGACGGCCAGGUAGUGAAGAUGUUUGUUGCUUGCUUCAUCCUUGUUUGUUGGAGUCUGACUCUGGGGUUUGCUGGAUGCCAGCAAACUCGAAGGGACAUGACUAUAUAAGGGCGGCUCUCUACCCCUUUUUUCUCGGGGAUAACUACAAGAAGCAAGGCUACAUGGUUUGA
Molecule: messenger RNA, 396 nt
Organism: Trichophyton benhamiae CBS 112371
Lineage: Eukaryota; Fungi; Ascomycota; Eurotiomycetes; Onygenales; Arthrodermataceae
Exons: 2
Coding region: 1-396 (131 amino acids)
Source: RefSeq, a predicted model, not a curated record